AUGUCAACCAUCGGUCGACUUCAAAAGCUACUUAAAUCAGAAGAAUAUUCCGAAUUUAAUGAUGAAAAUGUCAAUUUAGAGUCGCAGUUUAUAGAGAUGACACACAAAGGAGAACCUAUCAAAACCGUCAUUGUUGGAAUCACUGAAAAGUUCUUCAUUGUGGCCAAUGACGUCAUUAGUGAUCUUCGAAAAUCGCGCGCAAGUGUCCUUGUAGCUGAUGUUGAUACUGAUACCGUGGACCUGGAGCUUGAAUGGGUUGUCCCCAUUAUUCACGUGAUUCCCGAGCCCGUGCCUAAUGAGCACGUGCUAGACGUACGUGGACAUAAUGACCAUCAUCGAUACUACAUGGUAGCUAGUACCCGUAGCAACGGCAGCGAAAGCAGAAUCUGGUCAAAGUGGAUGAAACAUCUGGCUAAAAGUAGCCCAACGCCUGAACAGUUUUUACACGAAAUACCCAAAUUUAAGUUGAAGAAUAUAUUCCACAGAGAUAAAACAUCAAGUGGAGAAAUUGUUGUAAAAUCUUCAGUGAUUAGCAACAUAAAAUCAAGAACGUCUUCAUUAAUGAAAUCGUCAAAGAAACAGAAAAAGAACAAAAGUUCUUCUGUCAUUCGUCCUAUAGAUAACAAACUGCCCAGAAUCGCGACAGAUUUGUAUGACACUACUGGGAUCAUAAAGGAGAAAAACAACCUUCUCUGCUGCUGUCCAAGGAAAAAGAAAAGAGUCAAGGACUAAGUUUA
Molecule: messenger RNA, 737 nt
Organism: Saccostrea cuccullata (small rock oyster)
Lineage: Eukaryota; Metazoa; Mollusca; Bivalvia; Ostreida; Ostreidae
Exons: 2
Coding region: 1-732 (243 amino acids)
Source: RefSeq, a predicted model, not a curated record